AUGACUACAAGAGCACAGUGCAGACUGCUCAAUGAGGUGAAGAAGAAUCCUAGAGUGUCUGCUAAAGACUUACAAAAGUCUCUGGCAUAUGCAAACAUCCCUGUUAGCGAAUCUACGAAACAGAAAUGGUCAAGAAUUACUCCUGACUGUUGUGCACGUCUGAUCUGCAACUACAGGAAAUGUUUGGUUGAAGUUAUUUUUGCCAAAGAGGUUCAAGCAGUUAUUAAAUCCAAGGUGUAUCUGGAAUCAUUCUUGUAUGCAGUUCAUGGACCUAAAAACUUAAGAAGCCUGAAGAAAGGGGAGUUUACAGGAAAUGUGCAAAGUAUGUACAACAAUGACAGCAAAAUCCAAGACAUUAUUUUAUCUGGAUUUUCAGAACUCCAACAUUCCCGAGGUUUAGUCUUCACAAUAUUUCUAUUUAUCUACCUAUUUAUAGUGUUUGGUAAUGGGCUGAUAUUAUUCUUGAUCUUGCUGGAGCCCAGUCUCCGGUUUCCAAUGUACUUCUUCAUUGGGACUUUAUCCUUUACAGAAAUCUGUUUUACAGCUGUGACUAUCCCUAAAUUGUUGGCUGAUCUGUUGGCUGAGAACAAGAAAACAUCUUUCAUUGGUUGUCUCUUACAAGCUUAUUUCCUACACAUCUUGGGAGCUACUGAAUGUUAUGUGCUCACAUUAAUGGCCUAUGACAGGUAUCUGGCCAUCUCCAAGCCUUUACGAUAUUCCACCAUUAUGACUACGGGUCUGUUUAUAAAAUUGGUCAUUGUGUGUCUUCUGUGGUCAUUGUUUACUCCAAUUAUGGAGACAAUUUUAAUCUCUCGUCUUCCUUUUUGUGGUCCAAAUAAAGUAGAGAACAUUUUCUGUGAUUUUCCUCCUCUGAUUGAUUUAGCCUGUUCAGACACCAAAUUACUUAAGAUGGUGGAGUCUUCCCUUAGCUCUGUCAUCAUGCUGAAUUUUGUGUGUGUACUCCUUUCUUAUAUAAAGAUUAUAUUUGAUAUUCUGAAGAUCAAGUCUACAGUUGGACGUCAGAAGGCCUUCUCUACUUGUGGUUCCCAUCUUAUUGUUGUUGUGUUAUUUUUUGUCAGUGUUGGUUUCAUGUAUAUACGCAUUGCCAAGUCCUACUCUCUGGACUACAAUCGGGCUGUUGGACUCACCUUUGCUGUCUUUGUACCUUUAGCAAAUCCUGUUAUAUAUGGCUUGAGAAACCACAAAAUUAAAAAAACGUUUAAAAAACUUUGCAAUCGUUUUCAUUUGAAAUGA
Molecule: messenger RNA, 1254 nt
Organism: Hyla sarda
Lineage: Eukaryota; Metazoa; Chordata; Amphibia; Anura; Hylidae
Product: olfactory receptor 6N1-like
Exons: 4
Coding region: 1-1254 (417 amino acids)
Biological process (GO): G protein-coupled receptor signaling pathway
Cellular component (GO): membrane
Molecular function (GO): G protein-coupled receptor activity; olfactory receptor activity
Source: RefSeq, a predicted model, not a curated record